UUGUUUAGAGCCUCAGCUCUAGACAAGCCGCAUCCACAAUUAAUUCCAAGUUGGUCGUCAGUUGGAACUCCGAACUGCUCAAUUCCGAGCCUACCAAUGAAGCCAGCAGGGUUUCCGCAGAUGGUUUUAGCCGCUCCCUCUUUUGAUGGCUUGAAGCCCUUGUACUUAUAUUCUCUCUCUACACUUUUACGCAGGGUUUAGGGUUUACGAGUCUAUCUCUCUACACUUUUACGCAGGGUUUAGGGUUUACGAGUCUAUCUCUCUACAAUGGCUUCUACACUCAUUAAAAAGAAUUUUCGCUGUACCCCUGCCUUUCAACAGUUCUAUACUGGGGGUCCUUUUGCAGUUUCAUCAGAUGGCUCGUUCAUGGCCUGCGCUUACAAUGAUCAAAUACAGAUCGUUAACACUUCUGAUUCAUCUAUUUUAUCCACUCUUGAAGGAGACACAGAGCUCGUCACUGCGCUAACCCUAAGCCCGGAUGAUAAGCACCUCUAUUCGGCGAGUCACAGUAGGCAAAUCAGGGUUUGGGAUUUAUCAUCUUUCACUUGCCAGCGUUCAUGGAAGGGUCAUGAUGGUCCAGUUAUGGGCAUGGUGUGUGAUUCAUCAGGUGGAUUGCUUGCUACUGCUGGUUCAGAUAGGAAAGUUCUAGUUUGGGAUAUCAGUGGAGGCUAUUGCACCCACUUUUUUCAAGGACACAAGGGAAUUGUUACCACAGUUGUCUUCCAUCCAGAUCCUCAAAACCUCAUACUUUUCUCCGGAAGUGAUGAUGCGACCGUUCGAGUGUGGAAUCUUGACUCUAAAAAGUGCAUUGCAGUGCUUGAGAAGCAUUUUUCUUCUGUUACUUCUUUGGGGAUAUCUGAAAAUGGAUCAACCUUGCUUAGUGCUGGAAGAGACAAGGUUGUGAAUUUAUGGAAUCUGCCCAACUAUAGCUUCAGGAUGACGGUGCCAAGUUAUGAGGUGCUGGAAGCAGUCUGCGUCAUAAAUCCUGGAACUGCUUUGGCUGCUGCUUUGGAUCAAAGCCAACUCUCAAUCAUGAAGAAAAAGGGAACUGGUUCAACUCCCAUCUUCUUUCUCACAGCUGGUGAGCGUGGCAUUUUGCGAAUAUGGAGCUCUGAAGGUGGCAUAUGUUUAUAUGAGCAGCAAGCAUCUGAUGCUGUCAUUAGCUCUAGUGAGGAAGAACCAAAACUGGGCUUCACUUCAGCUGUCAUAUUGCCUUCAAAUCAAGGAUUGCUUUGUGUGACUGCUGAUCAGCAGUUUCUUUUCUAUUCUCCUACACAUUCAGAAGAGAUGAAGUUCCACUUAAACCUAACUAAGCGACUUAUAGGAUAUAAUGAAGAAAUUGUUGAUCUAAAAUUCAUGGGUGUGGAUGAACAAUAUCUUGCAGUGGCCACAAAUCUAGAGCAGGUGCGAGUAUACGAUUUACAGUCCAUGGCAUGUUCCUAUGUCUUGUCGGGUCAUACAGAGCCUGUACUAUGCCUUGACACUUGUGUUUCAAGUUCCGGAAAGACACUUCUAGUUUCUGGGAGCAAAGAUAACAGUAUAAGAGUUUGGGAAGAAGAAAACAGAUGUUGCAUUGGGCUGGCCACUGGACAUAUGGGAGCUGUUGGAGCUGUUGCAUUUUCCAAGAAACGGAAAAAUUUCAUUGUUAGUGGUAGUAGUGAUCAUGCAAUAAAGUUAUGGAGUCUGGAUGGACUUUCAGAUCGCUGUAAUGAGGUUGUUAAGUUACAAACUAAGGCAGUUGUUGCAGCUCACAAGAAAGAUAUAAAUGCCUUGGCUGUUGCCCCAGAUGAUAGCCUUGUGUGCAGUGGUUCUCAGGAUCGUACUGCUUGCUUAUGGAGGCUUCCUGAUCUAGUUCUGGUAGUUGAGCUUAAAGGGCACAAAAGGGGGAUUUGGUCUGUUGAAUUUUCUCCAGUAGAUAAAUGUGUAAUGACUGCAUCUGGUGAUAAAACAAUAAAAAUAUGGUCAGUGUCAAAUGGUUCCUGUCUUAAAACAUUUGAAGGUCACCCUUCUGGCGUCUUGAGAGCUUCCUUCCUCUCCCGUGGUGCCCAAUUUGUAUCUUCGGAUGCGGAUGGCCUGCUGAAAUUGUGGACAAUCAAAUCGAAUGAAUGUGUUGCUACUUUUGACCAGCAUGAGAAUAAGGUGUGGGCCUUGUCUGUUGGAAGGAAAACUGAGAUGUUGGCUACUGGUGGUGGUGAUGGGGCUAUCAAUUUGUGGCAUGACUGCACUGCUGAAGAUAAAGUAGAAGCCCUUCAGAAAGAGGAAGAAGAAACCCUGAAAGGCCAAGAGUUGGAAAAUGCUUUAUGUGAUUCGAAUUAUCUCAAAGCAAUUCGACUAGCCUUUGAAAUGAGGAGACCUCACAAACUUCUCAGCUUAUUUGAACAACUUUGCAGAAAGGAGGAUGGUGGGGAUCAGAUAGAGAAAGCAUUUCAGGGGCUUCGAAAGGAAGAAUUUUGUGUGCUUCUUGAAUAUAUUCGAGAAUGGGAUACAAAGCCAAAGUUCUGUCACAUUGCCCAUUUUGUUCUGUUUAGGGUUUUCAAUAUCCUUCCACCUACAGAAAUUGUUGAGAUGAAAGGCAUUAGUGAACUCCUUGAAGGAUUAAUUCCAUAUUCCGAGAGACAUUUUAGAAGGAUGGACAGGUUUGCAAGAAGCACAUUUUUAUUGGACUAUACUCUAUCUCAAAUGUUGGUUAUUAGCCCAGAGGAAGAGAUGGCUUUUCCGAAAAGAGAGAUCCUCCCAAAUCAACCUAGUAAAAAUGAUAGAGUUUUUGAGGAAGCAAAGGCAUAUGAUGAGCAAUCCAAGAAUGAUCAAGAAACGCUACAAAGUGCAGUUCAAGAAACUGUAGAAAAUGGGUAUCAAGAAAAGAUAGACAAUGGGACUGCAGACAUAGAUGAGCCGUUGCAAAAUGACUCAUCAAAAAAGCGGAAAUCCAGGAAGCUGAGGGCAAAAGUGCUGGAGAAGAGAGCUAAGGUGGCAUAUGUGGAGGUUUCACAUAUUUCUUCCAAGGCUUAGCAUAUAAACAACAAUUUCAAAGGCUUCCCAUCUCUCUUUCUGGUUUCUAGGAAACAGAGUCAGAUAGGGCAUCAAUUUUGUAGUAGUUUUGAUCUCUGUGGAUUGUAAUCUGUAUUUUGUAAUUUUUUCAAGGGGUAAGAGCAUCAAUUUUGUAGUAGGUUUGGUCUUUUUAGACCAUCAAGUCUGACCAUUUGCUUAUAAAAAAUACUCUCUGCAAAAUUGCCAAAGCACCGAGAGCAAAACAUUAUGGAUUAAUUUUUUUUAAAAGGAAAUGUAUAUGAUGAGACCAUUUAUUUUAUUUUA
Amborella trichopoda is the source of this 3312-nucleotide messenger RNA. It is a transcript of the gene TOZ, whose product is annotated as Transducin family protein / WD-40 repeat family protein. Gene Ontology annotation, biological process: endonucleolytic cleavage to generate mature 5'-end of SSU-rRNA from (SSU-rRNA, 5.8S rRNA, LSU-rRNA); endonucleolytic cleavage in 5'-ETS of tricistronic rRNA transcript (SSU-rRNA, 5.8S rRNA, LSU-rRNA). Gene Ontology annotation, cellular component: nucleolus; 90S preribosome; small-subunit processome. Gene Ontology annotation, molecular function: protein binding; U3 snoRNA binding. NCBI's taxonomy places the organism in Eukaryota, Viridiplantae, Streptophyta, Magnoliopsida, Amborellales, Amborellaceae. The record is from RefSeq and is a predicted model, not a curated record.